This is a messenger RNA of Aspergillus melleus, 597 nucleotides long. Its product is annotated as Yae1 family protein. NCBI's taxonomy places the organism in Eukaryota, Fungi, Ascomycota, Eurotiomycetes, Eurotiales, Aspergillaceae. The transcript has a single exon. The record is from RefSeq and is a predicted model, not a curated record. Bases 1 to 597 code for a protein of 198 amino acids.
AUGGAGAAUAAUCUGCUUGAGAGUCUUCUUGACCUAGAAGAAGAGUUCUACCAGGAAGGAUAUAAUCUAGGGGUUUCUGACGGCGCCAAAGCCGGAUAUACCGAAGGGAGCGUGUUUGCCGUUGAGAAAGGAUUCGAAAAAUUCAUUGAGCUCGGGCGUCUUUAUGGGAAAGCUCUCGUCUGGGCCCAGCGGUUGGCAGACAGCAAGCCAUCGAAGAAGCCCGAUCAUGAUCCUUCUGAAUUAGGAUCUUCCGAUGCACCUCAGCGGGCCAACGGCGAGGAAGAGCAAAUUUCGCUAAAGCCAUCCAUCUGCACGGAAAUGUCGAGCUUUCCCUCCAGUUCUAGGCUAGCCAAAAAUAUCGACACGCUCCUUGAGCUUGUUGAUCCUGCGUCUCUGCCAAUGCAAAAUACCGAGGAGGCUGUCACCGACGUGGAUGAGCGCUUGAAGGGCGCUAUCAUCAAGGCCAAGCUCAUCCAGCGUGCUCUUGGGGAAAGGGAAGACGUGUCGGAUGUUCAUCCGGAUGCGAAAGACACGCAGACUGCGGGCGACGGGACUGGCAGCAUUGAAGACAUCAGCGCGCUUAAUAUCCGGCACUGA